This is a messenger RNA of Arachis stenosperma, 3273 nucleotides long. Its product is annotated as leucine--tRNA ligase, chloroplastic/mitochondrial. Gene Ontology annotation, cellular component: cytosol. Gene Ontology annotation, biological process: leucyl-tRNA aminoacylation. The transcript is spliced from 20 exons. Gene Ontology annotation, molecular function: ATP binding; leucine-tRNA ligase activity; aminoacyl-tRNA deacylase activity. Lineage: Eukaryota; Viridiplantae; Streptophyta; Magnoliopsida; Fabales; Fabaceae. The record is from RefSeq and is a predicted model, not a curated record. The coding region runs from base 99 to 3014 and encodes 971 amino acids.
CGUUAUCCUCUAUUUCUGUUCUUCUCCUUUCUUUUCUUCACUCGUCUGCAACACCACCCACACUCUUGACUCUUCCCUUGUUCCAUUUCCAUUUCCAGAUGCUACACUCUCAUCUUCAUCUUCAUCUCCACUUGCCUUCAUCGUACUCCACUCCAUUCCUUUUCCCUUAUCACUCUCCAACAUUCCCCUUCGCCACAUCAAGAAGAAAUUCUUACUCUCUCAGAUUCCGCAGCACAAGCUUCAAUCAUGGCCGCACCAUCAUCAGGAACGAAACCGAGCUGCAGCUGCAAAACCAGCAAGUAAACAGAGCUUACCCUUUCCACGAAAUCGAGCCCAAGUGGCAGCGCUAUUGGGAGCAGAAUCGCACUUUUCGAACCCCCGAUGACGACAUUGACACCUCCAAGCCCAAAUAUUACGUUCUCGACAUGUUCCCUUACCCCAGUGGAGCGGGGCUACACGUUGGGCAUCCUCUGGGGUACACCGCCACCGACAUUCUUGCAAGGUAUAAACGGAUGAAGGCUUAUAAUGUGUUGCAUCCAAUGGGUUGGGAUGCGUUUGGACUUCCUGCUGAACAAUAUGCUAUUCAGACGGGAACUCAUCCGAAGCUCACUACAGCUCGGAAUAUCGAUCGCUUUCGUUCUCAGUUAAAAUCAUUAGGCUUCUCUUAUGACUGGGAUCGUGAAAUAUCUACCAUAGAACCUGACUAUUACAAAUGGACUCAAUGGAUCUUUCUACAACUUUAUAAGAGAGGACUGGCAUAUCAGGCUGAAGUUCCAGUUAAUUGGUGUCCCGCGCUUGGCACUGUGUUGGCCAAUGAGGAGGUGGUUGAUGGUGUCAGUGAACGGGGUGGUCAUCCUGUAAUAAGAAAGCCGAUGAGGCAAUGGAUGCUCAAGAUCACUGCAUAUGCUGACCGUCUUCUUGAGGAUUUAGAUGGCCUUGACUGGCCAGAAAGUGUCAAAGAAAUGCAGAGAAAUUGGAUAGGGAGGUCAGAAGGGGCUGAGAUGGAAUUUUGUGUCCUUGACAGUGAUGGAAAGGAGAGAGAUGUAAAGAUUAUUGUGUAUACUACAAGGCCUGACACGAUCUUUGGAGCAACCUACUUAGUUGUCGCCCCAGAGUACCCAUUAUUGUCAUCAUUGGUUUCCACUGCCCAGAGCAAACAUGUGGAGGAUUAUGUAGAACUUGCCUCAAGGAAGAGUGACCUCGAAAGGACUGAGCUUCAGAAGGAAAAGACUGGUGUCUUCACUGGUUGUUAUGCAAAAAAUCCUGCAAAUGGGGAAGCUAUUCCAAUAUGGGUGGCAGAUUAUGUUUUGGGAAGUUAUGGAACAGGAGCUAUCAUGGCGGUGCCUGCACACGACUCUCGUGAUUAUGAAUUUGCUUUGAAAUAUGACAUUCCUGUUAAUUGGGUUGUGAUGCCCAAUGACAAAAGUAUCAAUGAAUCUGGAAAGGCUUUCCCAGGUGAAGGUGUCAUAAUAAAUUCAUCAAAUUCAUUUGUGGGGCUUGACAUAAAUGGCUUGUCUAGCAAAGAAGCUGCUCUAGAAGUCAUUGAAUGGGCUGAAAAAAGUGGAAAUGGAAAGCAGAAGGUGAACUACAAGUUAAGGGAUUGGCUUUUUGCUCGACAACGCUACUGGGGUGAACCCAUCCCUGUUGUCAUAUUGGAUGACAGUGGUGAGACUGUCCCACUGAAUGAGAAUGAACUUCCCCUUAUACUACCUGAAUUGGAUAAUUUUUCUCCCACUGGAACAGGGGAGCCUCCACUGUCCAAGGCAGUGUCUUGGGUUAAAACCACAGAUAGUUUAUCCGGAAGACCAGCCACUCGGGAAACAAAUACCAUGCCACAGUGGGCUGGUUCAUGCUGGUAUUAUUUGAGAUUUAUGGACCCAACAAAUUCCAAAGAGUUGGUUGAUAAGACCAAAGAAAGAUACUGGGGCCCUGUUGAUGUGUACGUUGGGGGUGCCGAGCAUGCGGUUCUCCAUUUACUAUAUGCCAGAUUCUGGCACAAGGUCCUCUAUGACAUUGGUGUUGUAUCCACCAAGGAGCCCUUCCAAUGUGUCAUUAACCAGGGUAUUAUCCUUGGGGAGGUUCAAUAUAUGGCUUAUAGGGAUCAAGAUGGCAAUCUGAUAUCUGCUGAUGUUGUUGAUAUUUCAAAUGAACAUAAUCUAGAAAAAAUUACAGAGGAAAAGGUCAUGAAAUCUGGGGAUUCUUUUGUCCUGAAAGAAAAUCCUGACAUACGAUUAGUUGCUCGCGCUUACAAAAUGAGUAAAAGUAGGGGAAACGUUGUUAACCCUGAUGAUGUUAUUGCAGAGUACGGUGCAGAUUCUCUUCGUUUAUAUGAAAUGUUCAUGGGACCAUUGAGAGACUCAAAAACAUGGAGUACUAGCGGCAUUGAAGGUGUAUAUCGGUUUUUAGGAAGAACUUGGAGGCUGAUUGUUGGUUCACCGUUGUCGGAUGGAACAUUUAAGGAAAGAACCAUAUCAGUUGAUGAGGAGCCUACCAUAGACCAACUUCGUACUCUUCAUAAAUGCAUUGCUAAGGUGACAGAGGAAAUUGAAGGCACAAGGUUCAACACCGGAAUUUCGGCAAUGAUGGAGUUCCUUAAUGCGGCAUAUAAGGCAUUUGUUUUCUUGGCAUUAUAUUUUCAGUGGGAUAAACAUCCAAGGUCAAUCAUUGAGGCAUUUGUUUUACUGCUUUCACCCUAUGCACCGCACAUGGCCGAGGAGCUGUGGUCUAGGCUUGGCCACACAAAAUCCUUAGCCUAUGAGCCUUUCCCUGAGGCAAAUCCUGCUUACCUGAAGGACUCAACGAUAGUACUACCGGUUCAGAUUAAUGGCAAGACGAGGGGUACCAUUCAAGUGGAAGAAACAUGUUCAGAGGAGGAAGCUUUUGGGUUAGCAUGUAGGGAUGAAAAGCUAUCCAAGUAUUUAGAUGGUCAAUCUGUUAGAAAAAGAAUAUACGUUCCUGGCAAGAUAUUGAACGUUGUUUUGGACCGGAAAAACACAAAGGUUGCUGUCCAGUAGUAAGUAGCCUACUUUCAUCUGCGGUAAGCAACAUUCAACCUCGGAAAUCCCAUUCCUCUUGCUGCAUUUACUCUGCAACUAACUGCUUGUCGUUGGCUCAGAACUUAACUGCCCUGCAUCCGUGAGAUGGAAAAUCAGAGUAAUUUCUUUUCUAUUUAUUUGUGAUUACAUGUAUACUAGAUCAAAUGAGUCAAUUCAGUAACAUUGUAGAAAACCAAGCGAGUCAUUAAUAAGACAACAUAUAUAGCAUUUCAAUUGA